This is a messenger RNA of Komagataella phaffii GS115, 2868 nucleotides long. Its product is annotated as putative cytoskeleton protein. Gene Ontology annotation, molecular function: protein binding. NCBI's taxonomy places the organism in Eukaryota, Fungi, Ascomycota, Pichiomycetes, Pichiales, Pichiaceae. The transcript has a single exon. The coding region runs from base 1 to 2868 and encodes 955 amino acids. The record is from RefSeq and is a predicted model, not a curated record.
AUGUGGACGAGCUAUGUAAUACUGAUACUCAGUAUCAUAUGGCUCCUCACUAGAGCUUUAAAGCUCAUCAAUCUUCCAAUUGAUAAAGGAAUCCGGUCUUUGAAUGUUUUUGUUCCUAAAGUCCCGAUAUUAUCCACCGAUCGGAUUACCCAAAAUUCCAUAAUAAUACACUGGGAAAACAAACAUAGUACAUCGAGCAGUUGUUCCAAGGUUGGAGAUGGAGAUGAAAUUGAGCACAGGGAAGGAGGUCCCCGAUUAAUCGUCAAUACUUCGCCCAAGGCUGUCAGUUUCUACCAACUGUACGUUAAUGGAGAACUUGUGACCACCUUGGAAUCAGCAGUAAAUAUGUGCAAGUUAAGCAAUCUGAAGCCAGGGACGAGAUAUCAACUGGAUUUGAUUGCCUUUAGCAUACUUAAUUUCAGAUCUCGAUCUUCUCCAGUAUUUGUCAAAACGAUUGAGACACCAUAUCAAAAAAUCGAUGACGCUGACGACUUGUUGCACUUUUUAGCUCCUAAGAAGGAUGCAGAAAGCUUGAAAGUUCAUUCCACAUUUAGGCAAAACAGAACAAACAUUUACAGUGGUAUGCCCAUCUCAGAAGCUAAAGUUCGUGACGAUGUUGACCAGAUCACGGAUAUCGAAGAACUUAGAUAUCUUUUAGAAGCUGGCCAAGAAGAUCUGAGAUCUUUACUGUUUCAGCAAACUCAAUGUGCCAAAGACUUUGAAGAAAAGGAAAUUAUUUUGUUAUCAAGCAGAGAGGAUCUCAGGAAACGUAAGAAAAUGGAGGAUUUGAAUAGAAAUAGCGUAAGGGCGGAACUGAAUGCUCUUGAAGAAAGUAAGAAAGAUAUAGUCACCAAGAUCAUGAAUAACCAGUAUCUGUUUGAUGAAAAAACCAAAUCAAUGCAGAAAAUGAAAGAUGAAAUUGAAAAUUGGAAAAAUAACUUGAAAACAAGCCAGUCACGCUGUGAAGAACUUAAGUCUAAUGAAAAGAAAAUACUGAGAGAAUUAGAUCAGAAAAUAGAUGGCAAGAAGGCCGACAUUAAGGCCGCCAAAUUAGAAAUUGAGGUUUUGGAUUCAGAAUUGCAAGGGAAUAUUGACUAUAAAAUGGAGAGAGAAAGUCUCAAAGCCGAAAUCACUUCCAUUUUGAGUUCCCUAAAUAGAGAUGCAGACUCGCAAAAUGGGCUUCUCAAAAAGGAUGGAAUUUCACUAUUAACUCGCCUUAAACAGAUCAAAGCAGAAUGGGGAAACUUACUUGAAACUCAACAAUCGCUGGAUGCCGCAGCUGAUUCCAAUUGGAGAUCUUCCGAACAAAUGGAGCUUCAAAAAUUGCACAGCAUUAAAGUUCAGUACCAAUCUUUGUUAUCAGAUAACCAAACCCUUCAAGAGCUUUUGGCUGGUGAACGAAAUGUUCUCACGCUGCCGCGUGGCCAAACCAAUGUGGGGGAAUCUUUUCCGUCGCUGGAAUCAAAUAGGCCCAGUGUUUCCUUAUUUCCUAUUCAAAUGGAAGCAUCGAAUAGCAGUUUUCAGCCUGCAUAUUUUGAGGCUGAAGAUAAUGUUGAGGAUUUGUCACCCAAUGUUGAAAUGCUAUUACCUCAGUCUUUAAUUGAAAGCGAGGAGCUAAUCCUGAACAAUUUGGGGUCAAACACAGUCGAUAUCAGAAACGAGGUCUUUUUAGAUACCCCCUCCACACCUGUUUUAAAGGACCCUUCAUACGAAACUUCAUCUUUUGAGAACACGGCGCAGGCUGGCGAAAAAUCUUUUAAUUCUCCUUUUGAAUUCAAUUCAUUGCAUGAAAGAAGUCCUAGUGGUGAUGGAGCGUCUUUUUUUUUCCAGAAGUCCCCUCCUUUAUCUCAUGCUUCAUUAGUGGAACCCCAACAUUUAGAUGAACAGCUAUCCACCUUUUCACCCAAAAGGCUUAGCAACGUUUUCAAUUUUGGGAAGAAGGCAGCAGCAGCCAACAACAAUAUUUCUAUGACUCUUAAUGCGGACUCAGAUUACAAUGCAAAUCAUACUGCUACAUCUUCCAAAUUUUUUGGAAUUAUCAAACGAAAUAGUCAAAACACUAAUACUAUUAACAACAGGACUAGAAGCGGCAGUUUAGGUAGCUCAAUUUGGAGCAAUAAUAAUCCUAACAAUACUGGCACACAGACUGGAGAGUUUAGGGUUGGCAGUUGGUCUAAUAAUAACUAUGGCGGAUUUAUGACUCCUCAGCAAAACGAUACCCCUGAAUAUAGAAGUCCAUCGGAAAGCCUAAUUCCAAUCAGUCUGCCUCAAAUUGACAUUAAAAACUUGAACUAUGAAAAUGACGAUUUAUUUCUGUCUCUUAGCCACAUUACAUCAGAUUUAGACGGGCAACACUCAAACGAGAAUUCAUUAGGAGAGAGUGCCUUGGAAAAAAAAUCCAAGCAAGAAUCUGGAGGUUCGCCUAUAGCUUUCAAGAAACGAAUGUUUUCUCUUAGUUCAUCCCCUUCAAAAUUGGAGAAUGAUCAUUUGGACGAUAACCAUCAUGGAAACAAUCACGGUCCAUCUAAAUCAUCCAAGUUUUUUUCAAAAAUUUCUCGGAGAAAUUCUACAGUCACAACCAGUAGUGACUCCAAGGUAUCGCAGAAUUCACAAGAAACCACAGGAAACGGCUUAAAUACCAGCGAUGCAAGCAUAUCAUCCAGUUCUGCUGUAUCUGGAACAAACAGUUCCAAAUUUAGCAGAAGAUUAGGGUUCCUCAAAAAAGACAGAGGGAAAGAAGCUACCGACAAAGCUAAAAUCAAGAAAAAACAGAAAGAAAUAGGGAAGGAUAAAGAUAAUGACCUAAUUGAGUCAACUAUAGACGAAGUAAGUGACGAGUCGGAAAAGAAUUCUCCAGCACCAGAAUAG